AUUCAAGCUCUGAAAGUGAACUAAUUAUAUCAGACAAUGAAAUUAAAUCAGAAUCUGAUAAUGAUAAAGGCUUUGAUAGCUCUAAUAAAAUAUAUCUAAAUAGUUUCGAAUAUAUAGAUAACCCUGAUAAUUAUAUUGAAGACAAAGCUUAUGAUGACUUAAAAUUAAAA
Messenger RNA from Dentiscutata heterogama, 170 nucleotides. NCBI's taxonomy places the organism in Eukaryota, Fungi, Glomeromycota, Glomeromycetes, Diversisporales, Gigasporaceae. The record is from the annotation of a GenBank genome assembly.